GCCUGUGCAAAGUAAUGUCACUUUUCCAAGAAUCUGGGAAUGGCUUGCUCUGAGAAAGUGCUUAUAAUUUGUGGGGAUUUAAAAAAGAGCACUGGGUGGAUUUUUAUCCUUUAUAUGGUGGGUGUGUAUACACACUGCUAAGACACAUUUAAGUUCAAACACCAUGUAAAAGUGAAUUAUGCAUCCAAUGUCCCCUUUAACAAAUAUAACCCUAUUUCUAAAGUGUUAUCAUUGUAAUAUUUCUGAAGUGAAAAAAUAUAAACAUUUGGAUAAACUGUUUUAAUUAGCUAUAUUGACAUGGAUAUAUAUUUUUUUCAAUAUCUGAAGUCUUUUGUGCACAAAGUAUACCUGAGCUACACUGACUAAUGUAUUUGCAUGUGUUCUAAGCUGCUAACAUUGGGGAAGACAUUUUACCAACUCUCUCACGAGAGGAUAUCCGAGGAUAUCCGAGAUCUCUUUCCUGGUCCUGAGCACUUCCUGCGGCGCAAAGCCAUUUGGCUUUUGACUCAUAAGGAAGAACAGGGGCACACCAUUCCUGUUGAAGUCCAAGGUUCAUCAGCAGAUGAUGAACAUACUGAAAGUUCAAAACAAGAUGACCCCAGCACUUCAAAGUUUUUAAAGUUACCCAGCCCAGAAUAUGUUCUCUUCACUGACAGUGAACUACAACACGUGAGACGGACAUGCUUUGAGCAGCAGCGUCUUGGAAAAGAGGGUGACGUCACCUUAUCGAAGGAGCUGUUCUGCCGGCUCAUCCGAAAUACCAUGACAAACAUGAUAUCAAUUGCAAGAGCGUCUUCAGAUGACUACAAAUAUCCCACUAAACAAGUUAUUGCCAUGGCAAAACGGUUAGUGGAAUACUACCCUAUGAUGAAAGAUAAGUCAACUGGAUCUAGGCAUGAGUGGGACACUGUUGCCAAAAAGCUCUUGAAGCGACUUUCAAAUAUCCAAAGUCCCAUGAAGGCCAAACAGCCUCCUUCCAAAACAGCAGGUCAGGACAGAUAA
Sinocyclocheilus grahami is the source of this 1002-nucleotide messenger RNA. RefSeq lists its product as uncharacterized. The transcript has 3 exons. The record is from RefSeq and is a predicted model, not a curated record. The coding region runs from base 376 to 1002 and encodes 208 amino acids. NCBI's taxonomy places the organism in Eukaryota, Metazoa, Chordata, Actinopteri, Cypriniformes, Cyprinidae.